CGAUAACAUCUUCCGUCCGCCGCCGAUGGAAGAAUCCACGUCGUUCCCGCCCAUCAAGCCCUCCAGUUUCGAUCUCAUCGUGGUCGGCACCGGCCUUCCACAGUCCAUAUUCGCAUCCGCCGCGUCCGCCGCCGGAAAAAGGGUUCUUCACCUCGAUCCUAACCCCUUUUACGGCAGCCACUCGGCUUCCCUCCCCCUCGACGACCUCGUCUCCUUCCUUAAAACCCACUCUGAAUCGCAAACCCAAUCCCGGUCAGAAGCCCAACCCCUACUUCAAAUCUCCUCCGGCGAUGGUAAUGGUGUUUCUAUCCCUCUAUUGACCCGACCACUGUAUUCCAGUGUGGAGAUCAACUCCUACUCCUCCGACCUCAUCGAAGCUUCCAGAAGAUUUAACCUUGACUUGGCGGGUCCUCGGGUUUUCCUCUGCUCCGACUCCAUGAUUGAUUUGAUCCUCAGGACGGACAUUAACCAGUACAUGGAGUUCAAGGCCAUGGGGCCUGCUUCUUGAGCGACGCUGAGGGUAAAUUGGAGAAUGUGCCAGACUCCCGCAGCGCCAUCUUUAAAAAUCGCACCUUGUCCCUGCCUGAGAAAAACCAGUUGAUGAAGUUCUUCAAGCUUGUGCAGGGGAAUUUUGGGAAUGAUAGUGAGGGAGAUAAGAUUUCUGAAGAGGAUUUGCAGAGUCCCUUUGUCGAUUUCUUGACGAAAAUGGGGCUAUCGGAGAAGCUAAAAUCGAUAAUAUUAUACACAAUAGUGAUGGCUGAUCAUGAUCAGACAAACGUGGAAGUUUGUAGAGAUGUUAUGGACACUAAAAGUGGAAUUAAUGGAUUGUCACUUUACCACUCGUCCAUUGGCAGGUUUCCAAAUGCAAAUGGUGCUAUAAUAUACCCCAUUUAUGGUCAAGGGGAACUCCCUCAAGCCUUUUGCCGCCGUGAUGCUGUGAAGGGGUGCAUUUAUGUUUUGCUAAUGCCGGUAGCUUCUGUGCUCAUGGAUAAGGAUGGUGAUACAUAUAACGGUGUAAAAUUAGGUUCCGGUCAGGAGUUAUUCAGCUCUCAACUGAUUCUUGAACCGCAUUUCACAAUCCCAUCAACUUUAACCCCUACUGGACAAGUGUCAGCUUCUCACGAUGCUAAUCUCUCUGAUACCAAAGAGAAAGUUGCCCGGGGAAUAUGCAUUACCAAGAAUUCAGUAGAUCCAGGAGUUGCUAAUUGCUUAGUGUUCUUCCCUCCCAGAUCUUUGUAUCCAGAACAAGUUACGACUGUCCGUAUACUCCAGUUAAGUUGCAAUGUGGCUGUUUGCCCAUCAGGGAUGUUUGUGACUUAUCUGUCAGCAAAGUGUGGUAAUGCUGUAGAAGGGAAGAAAUUACCGAACGAAGCCAUAAAUGCACUGUUCUGUGUGUCUGUAUCAAUGAACUCUGAGAACAGUGAGAAGGAAAAUUUACAUGAGCAUACAGUAGGAAAACCAUGUUUGCUUUGGAGCGUUCUCUAUUUCAAGAAAUAUAUCCCAAAUGAAGAUUUUUUCCCAAGGAUUGACCCAACUGAUGAUGAUAUUUGUGCUGAUGGUGGCUCAUAGAGAAAUAAGAACUGCUCUUUUUAACUAUGUUGAUGGGAUUAUAGCCCAUAUUUAGAUUGGUUGUUUUGUAUUCAUGCAUUUUUUUUUUUUUUUAUAAUGUGAGCAACAAGCUCAAGCAAUGUGACACUGCCAGUGUCAGGUUUAACUUAUUAAGGCUACAUUUGAACAGGCAACAGUCAUACUUUUUAAAUAGAUAUGCGUAUUCAAAUUGAAAUGUAAUACUGUAUGAAACAAUAUAUAAACAAAAUUAUGAUAUUUCACUACAUAGUUAUGCAUUUC
Striga asiatica is the source of this 1848-nucleotide messenger RNA. The record is from the annotation of a GenBank genome assembly. NCBI's taxonomy places the organism in Eukaryota, Viridiplantae, Streptophyta, Magnoliopsida, Lamiales, Orobanchaceae.